AUGAAAAUAUUCUUAUUAUUUGUGAUUUUUCUUGGCUCUACUCUUGGACAAUGCCCAUCCGGGUCAAGUUUUGUGAGCGAAUUGAAUGCUUGCUUGAUGAUCGAUCAAACUGCUUCAAAUUUCACAGUAGCAGAAGCAAGUUGUGUUUCGAUGGGAGGUCAUCUGCUCUCCAUUCAUUCGAUAUUUCAGAAUGCUAUUGUUCUGGCAUAUUUGCAACAAGCUGCCUUGACCAGUGAUCUUUACAUUGGACUCUUUCGAAACUCUACAUCGAUCCCAUGGAGCUGGACUGAUCGCUCGACGGCCGAUUAUCAAAAAUGGGCAUCAGGAGAACCUGGCUCGAAUCUAUGCUCUACAAUAAGAAGCAUAGAUGGCCAAUGGCAUGGUGCUGCAUGCAGUCAAAACUUGGGUCACAUUUGCGCUGUUUCGAUGACUGCAUCGUGCCCGAGAAAUUGGAACUUUUUCAAUGGCACAGGAAUGUGUUAUUAUCAUGGGCAAAACGCGACGUUUCUGGAAGCGGAAAAAGUGUGCCGAUCGUCGGGAGGACAUCUUGCUUCAGUGCACAGUGAUGCGGAAAACGAUUUUAUUAAAAAUUUGACAUGGUCUACGCAAUGUGCUUAUGUUAAUACUUGGAUUAGUGGCACGACACUACUUGGUGGAACAUUUGAUCAGUCAAGGAAUAGAACUACUUGGUGGAGUGACGGAUCACCAGCCGACUACACCCACAGCUUGCGAGCUUUCCCAAUGAAUAGCUGUCCACAAGAUGAGGAGAAGUGUGGUGGUGGAAAUUGGAGAAUUGGUCGAUACUCGAUUAACAACUCCGUCCCAUAUCCAGAUUAUGUGUGUAAAACGGCGGCUAUUUCACAUUCCCAAUGCCCAACUGGUUGGCAGUAUUUGAGCUUGACGAAUGCAUGCUAUUGGCAUGAAAUGAGCAGUAUGUCUUUCUGGGACGCCGAAGUUUUCUGUGAGGCUUUUGGCGGAAAUCUGGCAUCUAUUCAUUCAGACAGUGAGAAUCAAUUCAUUCAAGAUAUGGUAUGGAAUCCAAGUUGUGGCCAAACGCAAGAUGGUUUCCAAUUGGGAGAGGUGCUGCUUGGUGGAGUCUACAGUGGAUUCAAAAAGGGGAUAAGCUACUGGAUUGAUGGUUCAGCACCAGAUUUCAUGCAUCAGACUUGCGAUCUUUUCGGAGCCUCGGAAAGCACGAUUGUGAUGGCGGCUCAUCCUAACAAAUGUGGAAGUUGCUUUGAGGGACAAUGGUUUCUACCCAAUGGCGCUCCCGAUUCAAAUCGAGAAUACGGGGAAUUCAUCUGUAAAGCUCCUGCUUAUUCUCAUCUUAAAAGAUUGCAUCAA
Mesorhabditis belari is the source of this 1344-nucleotide messenger RNA. The record is from the annotation of a GenBank genome assembly. Lineage: Eukaryota; Metazoa; Nematoda; Chromadorea; Rhabditida; Rhabditidae.